GCGACCUAGACAUUACGUCGGGCCUCUUCGACAGUCAGUUGUUAUCAAGACCUCGGGUGGCGCAUCCGACCAAUCCUCCGACAGAACCGCAUCGCAAUUUUCUUUUUUUUCCUUUUGAUUUUCUUUUCUUUUUUUCUUUUUCUUGUUCGUUUGUUUCAUGCAGAUAUCGUUAAGUUGGAAAGUAAAUAGAUGAUUCUGAAAAUAACACUGGACGACUUACACCUACCCAAAGAUGCAGAUUUUACAAAUUCUAGUUAUAGUAUGUGCUAGUUUUUUGGAACUGGUAAGAGGUCAUGGAAGACUCAUGGAUCCUCCAGCUAGAAACUCCAUGUGGAGGUUCGGAUUCCCAAAUCCAGUCAACUAUAAUGACAACGAAUUGUAUUGUGGAGGAUACUCAGUUCAGUGGGAACAAAAUGGUGGAAAAUGUGGAAUAUGCGGCGAUGCUUACCAUUUAGAAGAACCAAGACCACAUGAAGCGGGAGGCUUAUAUGCUAAAGGAAUCGUUGCUAGACAUUAUAGUGUAGGACAAAAUAUAGACAUCGAGAUAGAGCUGACCGCAAACCAUUAUGGCAAGUUUGAGAUAGCUCUGUGUCCGAAUAACAAUCACAACCAGGAAGCCACACAGGAAUGUUUUGAUAAACACCCCUUGUAUUUAUCCGGUACAAAAAACGAUAAUGCAUUUGUUAUACCUGAAGAUGGCGUUAAGAAGAAAGUUUUUCGAUACCAAGUUAGGCUACCUCCAUACCUGACAUGCACCCAAUGUGUCAUGCGUUGGGUGUACUAUACUGGCAACCAAUGGGGUGUUUGCGAUAAUGGCACACAUGCAGUGGGUUGUGGCAAAUCGGAAACUUUUAUUAAUUGUGCUGAUGUAGCUGUCACAACUAAUGCAGGAGGUGCCAUACCUCCACUGUUUAUCAACCAAGACAACCCCUAUUUGCUCUACUACCAGGAUCUGCGCUAUUCGGCCCCCUAUAAUGUAUUCCCUCUGGUGAUAAGGGAACAAGUUUGUGUUCCCAAGAAAUUAUACAGGAUGAUCCCCGGAGUAGACGAAUGGUGUCAAAAGAAUUGCUUGAGAUAUCCCCCCAAUUGUCCUACUGAAAUUUGUGAAUGCCCAACAACUUGUGAAGCCGUGGGUGAUUUUGAGGGUGAAACAGGUGCUGACGUAUACUGUAUGGACCAAUGUUUAGUCUAUCCCGCUACAGGGUGUCCUAGAAAACAGUGCUCUUGUCACGAAGAAAAACCUCUAGAUAAUUUAGUUUUCUGAGACAAUCUUAUUAUCUGUGUACUUAAAAAUAUACUUUUUAUAUGACAAAAAAUAGAAAUAAAAUAUUUUUAUUAUA
Messenger RNA from Sitophilus oryzae (rice weevil), 1340 nucleotides. RefSeq lists its product as uncharacterized. The transcript has 7 exons. The record is from RefSeq and is a predicted model, not a curated record. Lineage: Eukaryota; Metazoa; Arthropoda; Insecta; Coleoptera; Curculionidae. Bases 233 to 1264 code for a protein of 343 amino acids.